AUGGGCCCAUCUCAUGGUUUCGUGGUCGAAAGCUCAAUGCAACCGUACGGAAUCGUGGCUACCAACACCUUGCAGUCGUCCUCUAGUGCUUUGCAGCCGCCUUCAGCUGCUGGAAUUGCAGAACAGCCGCCACAUGACCCUGGGACCUCCACAGCCUUGCAGUUGCCAGCGCCGAUUACCGGAGCUACUCUGCCUCGCUGUCCUGCCGUCGGAUCACAGCAGCAGCCACACCACUCAACUACCGGAUUUGCUGCUCAGCCCCAUGGCUACUCCGACGUCAUCCCAGUCUUGGAGCAGAUCCAUUCUCUCCCUCCUCUGCGAUCACACUCGACAUAUGCACCUGUGUACGCGUCUAAUGGAGCCCUAGCCCAUGUGCCGUUGGGCCCGAUGCACAACGCUCUACUUGACCCGCGCAGUCAGGUGGACCUUAACUCACGGGUUGAUCAACUCACACAGAUGGACCUUAACUCACGGGUUGAUGAUUGGACAGCUACUCAGGGCACCCAAGGGGAUCGACCCUUGGGAACCGAGGAAGGAGUUAGCCAGUCACGCUCGAGACACCAAAGACGUCGACCUGAGCGACCAUCCUUGCAGGCAGAAGAUGAUGAUCGACGCCCACCAACCUGCUCGAGGACCAACACGCGGCGACAAGAUGUAGAGGAAUCCUCACAAGCUCAAUCUUCUAAUCUGCCCCACGGGCAGAACACCCAAGGGGAUCGACCCUUGGGAACCGAGGAAGAAGUUAGCCGGUCGCGCUCGAGGCACCAAAGACGCCGGCCCGAGACUCCAGUCCUGCGAGCAGAGGACGUCGAGAAGCUAGUAAAUGACCGACUCCAAGCUCUCCAACUUAAAGGAAGCGCGGGGGAGGCCCUGCACAAGGAGAUUGAUCGAGUUGACUGCUCACCCUUUACUGACAAAGUGGAACGAGCUCCUCCACCGAAGCGGUUCACAACGCCAUCCAUCACUCCAUUCAAGGGAGACUCUGACCCUGAGAGCCAUUUGAGGCACUUCAAGAGCGUCAUGAUCCUGUACAAGGCAGACGAUGCCCUGAUGUGCAAAGUGUUCGCGAUGACCCUGCGAGGAGCAGCUCAAGACUGGUUCCACACUCUACCGUCCGCGUCGAUAGGAAACUUCAAGGAGUUGGCCUUCAUCUUCACAAAGGAGUACACCUCCUACAAGACGGUCAGAAAGCAUGCAGACCAUCUGUUCAACCUGCGCAAGAAACCAGACGAGUCUCUACGAGACUACCUGAGACGGUUUAAGGCUGAAAAGGCUAACAUCAUAGGAUGCAAUGACCAAGUUGCAUCCUCAGCUUUCAAGAAGGGCUUGCCAACCGAGCACGAGCUAUACCGGGAACUGGCCAUAACACCAAGUCAAACCUUGGCAGAAGUGUUCGCGACGGCAGAACGCUACACACUUUGGGACGAUGAUCGAAUCGCCGCAAAGAAAGCCAGCAAGCAAGUUGAUCACCCGACGAAGCAGGCAAGCCAAAAGAGCAACCAGUUCGAGCAAAAAGCCCGAGAUAAGCGCAGAUCGCGGCCCCGAGAGGGAAGCUCAGAAACAGGGACCUUCACUGAGUUCGCUAUCCCAAUUCAUCAGAUCCUGGCUCAAGUGAAAGACAAGCCGCAUCUUGAGGAGCUGGUCAGAGGAGGUCAUUGCACAGAAUUCGUCGCAAAGAAGGCCAUUCAGCAGAUCGAGGAUCGUGAUGCGGCUGCCAAGGAGCCUCCCCAAAAGGUCAUUCGAAUCAACACCAUUCUAGCUGACUCCCGGGAGUCUGGGCUGACCACCAAAGAGCGCAAGAGGAAGAUCGCGCAGGCGGCUUAUGUCUCCCAAGUCACAACAGGAGUACCAGUCAUUGUGGAUACACCCAUCAUUGGUUUCCAGAAGAAGGACUUGAUCGCGCUUGACCUACCGCAUAAUGAUGCGCUAGUCAUCUGCAUUCAAAUUGAACAAGCUGUGAUCGAGCGAAUUCAUGUGGAUGAGGGCAGCGCAGCUAACAUCCUGCAACUAUCUGUCAUCCAACAGAUGGGAUUGGAGCCCAAGAUUAGCAAACUUGCCAGGUCGCUUACCGGCUUCAAUGGGGCCACAUCAAUCACUAUUGGAACGAUCGACCUUGACGUCCACUCACCCCCAGUGCUCUGCUCGCAAACCUUCAUGGUCAUCAACGAGAUCUCCCCCUACAAUGGAAUAUUGGGCCGACCGUGGAUCAGCAAAAUCGAGGCCAUCACAUCUGCUCUGCAUCAGAAGAUUCGAUACCCCAUCCCUGGAGGCGGAAUCGGGCAGAUCAAUAGUGACCAAGCCAUGGCAAGAAGAUGCACAGCCCAAGGGCUCAAGAAGAGCAAGCAGUUGCAGUUCACACCAGUAAUGCAAGCUGCUACCGAGGCACAAAGCGUUCCCAGCAAACAAGCAAGCUCGAGCGAGAAGGGAGCUGUUACCCCACAAUAG
Prunus persica (peach) is the source of this 2445-nucleotide messenger RNA. RefSeq lists its product as uncharacterized. The transcript has 3 exons. Bases 1 to 2445 code for a protein of 814 amino acids. The record is from RefSeq and is a predicted model, not a curated record. Lineage: Eukaryota; Viridiplantae; Streptophyta; Magnoliopsida; Rosales; Rosaceae.